CUAACCCAUUCAGCAUCCACGUCUCUCACAGCCUGACAAGGAGGAGUGAGACGGCUCACCGAGCACGAAGCGGAAAAGUGCCGAGAAGAGCUGGAACAUUUACGCACAGCCUUUUUUCCUGGAUUGUUUUUGCGUGUUAAAGUCCACCUUUGAUCAUCUUGGACAUUUUUCUGCACCUCUUGGAUUUUGUAUUCAUUUCAGCACUUCAAUGGCAGCUCUGAGAAUGAAAUUCUCGCACCUGUUCAUGUUGAUGUUAAACUGUUUCCUGCAUGGUGCUGCGUCAGUUAAGAUCAUGAGUGGGCGCACACAGGACAGUAGCUUCCUCCAGCCCUCGUUGGACAUAUUCUCAGAUGACCCGGAUCAGGACAGUGUCUCCCACCACAUGUCCAAACUGUACGAGAAAUACAACACGGAAAACCGACUCAAAGAGGGAAAUACUGUCAGGAGUUUCAGAGCAAGCCAAGACUCCUCUGACCGCAGGACGGUGUACCGACUAAAUCUUACAACCCUCCAGGACUCAGAGGUCAUCCUCUCUGCCACAUUCCACUUCCUCCUCGAUCGGCUCCCUCAUCAAAAACCCUGGUUCUGUAAACGCUUCAAAAGCCCAUCCUGUCGUUCAUCAGCCAUCCACCCUUCUCCGUCCAUCAGCCUGUUACUUCGCUCUGUCUCCUCUGGGUCAGAGGUCAGAUCUGGGUCAAUGGGGUCACUUCUAGGCAAUGUGACCUUCCACCCCCACAGGAGAGGGGUGUGGCAGAUGAAAGAUGUGACCCAGGUCAUAAAGGAGGCACGGGACAAGGGUCAUCUCCUGGUGUCAGUGGAGUUGGGGCAACAGCACCAGAGAAAACCAGAGGGGGCGCUGUCUGGUGGCAGCCUGCCCUACCUGCUGCUGUAUGCUAAUGACCAAGCCUUGGCAGAGCCCAACAGCGUGGCUGCAAGCCUUCAGAGGUAUGACCCAUUUGGUGAGGGAGGAGAGCCUUCACUCACUUCUAAUGGACCUAACUCUUCACCAGAGCCAAAAGGACGCGAGAGAAGGGAAGCAACUGCGAUCUUUGACCCCAUACUGAACAAUGAGCUGCCUCAGGUUGACUUUAGACCUGAUGGGUACAGAAAGGAUGACCUCUGGGAGAGCACUUGGUACCUGGCACUCAAACCUAAAUCAGGAAAUCAAGAAAAGAAGAGAAAGAGCCAGGAGGGAGAAAGAGUGGCGCAAGGUAAAGGGCUUCAUGUCAAUGAAGAACCUCAGGUUCUGAAAGAAGAAGAAAAACCCCAACAGGAGCUCAAACCUGAUGACUCUACCGAGAAAAAACUCAAAGACAGUCGCAAUCCUACUACCAGUGAUGGGCGGAAGCAUGAGCGGAGACAUGAAGGAAAGGAUGGAAAAAAGCACAAAGGAAGCACUCACUCUGAGUCACCUGUUCUGAGUUUUGAUGAACAAACGAUGCGCAAGGCCCGGAGGAGGCAGUGGGGAGACACCCAGCAAAGAGGCUGCUCCAGGAGGAACCUCAGGGUGGAUUUUGCAGACAUUGGCUGGAGCGAGUGGGUCAUAGAACCCAAAGCCUUUGAUGCCUACUACUGCGCUGGAACAUGUGGCUUCCCGAUGUCCAAGGUGGCGAGGCCGUCUAACCAUGCCACCAUCCAGAGCAUAGUGCGUGCGGUGGGGAUCAUCCCCGGAGUUCCUGAGCCCUGCUGUGUCCCAGAGAAGAUGAGUCCACUGGCUGUGCUCUACCAGGAUGAAUCCAGGAACCCAGUGCUAAAGGUUUACCCAAAUAUGUCCGUCCAGUCCUGCUCCUGCAGAUAGGAAGGGGAGGUCAAUGGGGGCAGAGGACAAAACAGGGUGGAUGUGGAGAGAAACUGAAAACAGGAUACAUGGAAACAGAACCAUACCUCUGUUGUUAAGUGGUUUCUUGAGAAACAAAGUCACUUUGGCCGUGGUUAUUCCUCAAGGAACAUAGGCUGUAGAGAAAUCACUUCCAUCUCCUCUGUUCUGCGGCAGCAGACUUGAAGAGACACAUUGUCUGGCGUCUGCCUUAGCGAGAGGAACAAAGUCACACAUGUAAAGUCAGGGCUCCACAGACGCCCAUUGAGUUGAUUCUAUGUUUGACAUAAUACUGAGGAUUUCAUGGACAGGAGCAUUUUCCUUUUAUCUCAGAUUGUACUUGCUUUUCAAACAGCUCACAGUGAGUUUGUGUUCAUGUUUUCUUUGGACACAAGGGCUAUAAAUAAAUACUUUAUUAAUGUAUCAUCAGGCAGCUUACACCGUCACAUACAAAAGACAGUCAUUAUAUAAGAUAUUUCUUAUUUUUUUAAGUACUGCGUGCAGCGUUUAUUUUCAACAGAUCAUAUGCCACAUUGUACAUACAUGCAAUGUUAAUCUGUUGGCAAAAAUGUAGGGUUAUGGUACAUUCUUGCUCGGCAUAUCUUAAAAAGGAAAUAUCCAAUGGAUCUUAGAGGGCAUCUGGAAUUCAUUUACACCCACCAACCCCCUCAUAACACUUCAAGAAUGUUAUAAUGAAACCAGAAAUAUUUUUCUAUUUUGAAUGUGAAACUUGGUUAAGAAUAAUUUGUCAUGGUUCCUAGGUUAUGUAUUACUAUAUUUUUAGAGGAUAUGGUGUUUUGUACAUGUGUAUUUUUUAAAUUAUGAAAAGGUAGCCUUCUAUACAUUAGAAUAAAAUGUAAUUUAAUCUCUUGCUGGAAUAUUGUUGUUUCAUACACUUUGUGUUAUUUUUGGUCAUUACUGUGUAUAAUGUUUGAUUCUUAGGGGGGGGGGGGAGGGUCUUUUUUGUCAAAACAAACCUAAAAAGGGCACCACUGUUCAAAAUAACUUUGUACAAAAACAGGAAGGUUCCUGCAAAGCCCCUUGAACCCAUUAUUACCCCACGCCAAAGGCUCAGGCGUCUGUUGUCCGGCAAAAUAAUGUACCCGAUGCAGCUGCCGUGGAUUAAUGGUUGAUGGAGGAGGCAGGCACGCACCUAUUAGGACGUCAGCCACUUGAACUUCAAAACCAGGGGCACUUCCCCUUUUCUACCCCUCCAUUGAAAAGCUGAAUAUUCCAAGUGCAGGAUGUUCAUCUCAAAAGCCUUUUUAAGAACAGAUGGUUACAGACGGAUGAUCUCAACCACUUUAUUCAACUGCUUGUCACUUUUCUUCAUAAGAGGAAGAAGGUGGCCCAUGUGGUGCCUAAACAGGGUGUCAAACUGACAGGGAAAUGACAGAGGAAGCCUUUUGAUUAUUAACUCAUUACGCUGCGGUUGUUCUGCCGUGAGGCGGAAAAAGUUGGCACGGAGUACCACAUCUGCUGCAGCAACAGAAUGCUCUGAAGUUCAAGACUGGACAGUAAUUUCAUCUCAAAGACAGAGACAUUAAGGGGGACGCUUUGGGGGAAUGGAACAAAAGAUUAAAACCUUUAAACUGUUUAUUGCAGUUGAGAAUAAUGCUAUAAAUGUGUUGGCUUGAAAUUGAGACCCCUGUCAUCAUCUCCUAACAAAUUGUGCCAUCCCUCAUGUCUGUACUGCUUUGUCCAUUAGAUAUACAGAGACUAUAAAAAGUAAUCAUCCUAUUUGUAUGUUGUUGGCUUUUACGUUCUUACAGCGAAGAAUCAAAGGCUUUUUAUUGUGGCUUUUGUGACACUUACCAGAACACCCCGUUAUUGUUCUGAAAACAGAUCACUACAAAUAUGGCAAUGACUCAACAUUUUUGGAUUAACUAACUAAAUCACCAAGCAGCAUGCCAGACAUCUAUGAUUUGGUGGGUUUCCAUGAUAAAGAAAAAAGUUAAUUAACAAUCAUUUGUAAUUAGUUUAGAUCA
Trematomus bernacchii (emerald rockcod) is the source of this 3804-nucleotide messenger RNA. RefSeq names its product growth differentiation factor 10a (gene gdf10a). Gene Ontology annotation, cellular component: extracellular region. The transcript has 3 exons. Gene Ontology annotation, molecular function: growth factor activity; cytokine activity. The coding region runs from base 209 to 1798 and encodes 529 amino acids. Lineage: Eukaryota; Metazoa; Chordata; Actinopteri; Perciformes; Nototheniidae. The record is from RefSeq and is a predicted model, not a curated record. Gene Ontology annotation, biological process: BMP signaling pathway; SMAD protein signal transduction.